Vicia villosa (hairy vetch) is the source of this 875-nucleotide messenger RNA. RefSeq names its product thioredoxin H9-like. The transcript is spliced from 5 exons. NCBI's taxonomy places the organism in Eukaryota, Viridiplantae, Streptophyta, Magnoliopsida, Fabales, Fabaceae. Bases 224 to 643 code for a protein of 139 amino acids. The record is from RefSeq and is a predicted model, not a curated record.
UAUUAUUAUAGACCUGAAAGAAAACACAAUAAUGUUGAACAUUGACGUAAACAGGAAGAAAGAAAGGGAAAUCUUGAAUAUAAAAUAUCCAUUGUUGCAUUCAAAUUGAAAUAUAGUUGUGUCCCUCCCCAAAAUUCAACGAUUCAUUCAUUGCAGAUUAACCUAAUUUACAAAAAUUAACGUUUUCACUUCAUUCAACAACUUGUGGCUUCCAAACAAUUACAUGGGAAACUGUGUGGUUAAGUCUCACUCUCAUGUGAAAGAUGAUGAUUCUGUUCAUCACGUGGAAUUUGCUUCUGGGAAGGUUCAUCUUAUUAAUACCAAAGAAUCUUGGGACGAAAAGUUAGAACAAGCAAGGGGAGAUGGAAAAAUUGUCGUUGCAAAUUUCAGUGCAACAUGGUGUGGUCCUUGUAAGAUGAUUGCACCAUAUUAUUGCGAGUUAUCAGAGCAUUAUCCAUCCAUUAUGUUCUUAUUAAUCGAUGUGGAUGAACUAAUUGACUUUAGCACAUCGUGGGACAUUAAAGCCACACCAACUUUCUUUUUUCUUAGAGAUGGACAAGAGAUUGACAAACUUGUAGGAGCCAACAAGCCAGAGUUGGAGAGGAAGAUUGCUAGUGUUAAUGUAGUUCCCCGACACCAAUAGCGAUUAUUUUACUUUCCGUAUUCAUAAAAGUUAUGCUCAACUCUUCUCUCAUCAGAGCCUGCAGUGAUAUAUAUGUAUUCAAUGUGUAAUCCUAGAGAUUUGUCACUAUUUUUUUUGUAAGUAAAUAUGCAGACAUUUCAAACGAAUAUCUUGUAUUCAAUUGAUAUCAUUGUAGUUAAAAGAAGUUUAUUUCUGAUAUAUAAAGAAUUGUUGAGCUUUACAGUUUUAAAAA